CAACCCGACCCGACAGCACUAUCCCCAUCGCCUCUCUCGCUCCCACCCGCGCUCUCGACGAUCGAAGCUUCCGGCCGCGAUGUUGCCGUGCCGCCCGCUGGCGCCGCCGCCGCCGCCGCUGCCUCGUGCUCUCACCUUCGCGCGGCUCCCGCCGUCGUCGCUGCGCGUGGUGCGGUGCAUGGCGAAGGAGCGGCGGGUGCGGAUGGUGGCGAAGCAGAUCCAGCGGGAGCUCGCCGACAUGCUCACGCGCGACCCCGUCCUGCAGCGCGCGGUCCUCCCCGAGGCCGCGCUCGGCGCCGACCGCUACCUCUCCUCCCUCACCACCAUCGCCGACGUCGAGCUCUCCAACGACCUCCAGGUGUGCAAGGUGUACGUGUCCGUGUUUGGAGACGAGAGGGGGAAGAAGGUGGCCAUUGAUGGCCUCAAGGCCAAGACCAAGUAUGUCAGGAGCCAGAUUGGCAAGCGGAUGAAGCUGCGCCUCACGCCAGAGAUACGGUUCAUCGAGGAUGAGUCCAUGGAGCGUGGAAGCAGGAUCCUUGCUAUACUUGACAAACUGAAGGAGGAAAGGGAGCAACAAGAAGGAAAAGAUGGGGAGGAAGAUGCAGAAGGUUCAUAUAUAUCAGAAGAAGAAGAUGGUGACUGGGAUGCAGACGAGCCAGAUGAGGAGGACAUCAUUUAUGUAAAAUAACCACAUUUUCUAGGAACCUGGUCAUCAUUCAUCCUUCCAUGGAACACUGCAGUGCCUGGACUCGAAGCUAGGUUGUGUGAGUACCUCCCUAAAGGGUUCGGUACUCCCCUCUCGUAAGACAAAGCCAAGGGAAUGUGUCCAACCAUGCUCGAGUUUUUUGUUAUUCUGUGUUUAUAGAUUGACAUCAAGUUGAAGCACUUCUAAUGCAUAAUACACUGCUGUGUGUGCCAUGUGGAAAAUUAGGUUGGGAACAACUGCUGGAUUUUUCUGAAAAGUAAACAAAUUAAAUUCAAUCAGAGGACAAAUGGCCAAAUGAAACUGAUAUGACUUUUAACAAAAAUGAAAUGUAGACCAAGAAAACGACUCAAGAGUCAGAGGAGAGGACAGGACAUGAUAAUAGCAUCACAUAUAUACUGAAUUUUUGUUUGUUAUUCGAAGUUGCGCUAAGCACAUUUGGUUUAAGUUGUUUUAGUUGUUCAGCAAACAGAGUGUCUAUUGCAGCCACAAGAUAAGUGUCGAAGAGAUACAUCUUUUAUUCUCAACUUCAUGUGUUUUACUUAGAAGAUAUGAAUGAAUAAUUGCUCAGCUCCUUCACAUACUAUUUCUUAUCUGACUGCGUUAGAGGCUACCAGUUGUACUGA
Messenger RNA from Panicum virgatum (switchgrass), 1329 nucleotides. Its product is annotated as probable ribosome-binding factor A, chloroplastic. Gene Ontology annotation, biological process: rRNA processing; ribosome biogenesis. The transcript has 4 exons. NCBI's taxonomy places the organism in Eukaryota, Viridiplantae, Streptophyta, Magnoliopsida, Poales, Poaceae. The coding region runs from base 80 to 688 and encodes 202 amino acids. Gene Ontology annotation, molecular function: ribosomal small subunit binding. The record is from RefSeq and is a predicted model, not a curated record.